AUGGGCGCGCAGAUGUCUGGGAUAUACGGUGGGCUUGGCGCUGGGCAUCAGGAAGAAGGUACACCAUUCAAUACCCCCAAAGAGCAGCCGGUCGCGCAUGUGUGCAAGGAUCUCGGGAGCGGCUUCGAGCAGUGGGAUUUGCUGUUCGUGGAGCAGAUCGAGAUGGCGGAGUACGCGUGCGGAUACUCCUGGCCGAAACGGGACAAGGUGAACAAAUUCGUCCAGUACUUAUGCGAAUUGGCUGAGCUCUUCUACCAGCAACACGUCAUGUGCUGGUGGGUCACGCAGCUGACGCCCGGAUUUGAGAUGGAGCCGAUACACAUGUCGUUCAAGAAAAAAAGAAACAAAAUACGUUGCGAGUCUUCAUACCGUCCUGAGUGA
Messenger RNA from Phytophthora nicotianae INRA-310, 381 nucleotides. RefSeq lists its product as hypothetical. NCBI's taxonomy places the organism in Eukaryota, Oomycota, Peronosporomycetes, Peronosporales, Peronosporaceae. The record is from RefSeq and is a predicted model, not a curated record. Bases 1 to 381 code for a protein of 126 amino acids. The transcript is spliced from 2 exons.